Hevea brasiliensis (rubber tree) is the source of this 996-nucleotide messenger RNA. Its product is annotated as glyoxylase I 4. The transcript has 3 exons. The coding region runs from base 211 to 729 and encodes 172 amino acids. NCBI's taxonomy places the organism in Eukaryota, Viridiplantae, Streptophyta, Magnoliopsida, Malpighiales, Euphorbiaceae. The record is from RefSeq and is a predicted model, not a curated record.
UUCCUACCAUUUUUUCAUUGCAAUUCGCAGUUCUGUGACUGUCUCGGCAGCUCUCUUUCUUGUUCUUUUCUAUCUUUUUGGCUGAUUUCUCCUGAUUUUUUUUCGUCUCUUUGUUGAUUUUGUGCCUGAUUCUUUGCAGUCCACCAUUUGUUUUCAAGAAUCUAAUUUUCUUAAUUUCUUUCGUUUCCUUUUGCAUUGUUUUCUUGGAUAAUGAAGGAGAGCAUGGAAAAUCCCCUCCAUCUCAAGUCCUUGAAUCACAUCUCGCUUUUGUGCAGAUCAGUUGAGGAAUCCAUUGAUUUCUAUCAGAAUGUUCUUGGGUUUGUGCCAAUUAGGAGGCCAGGAUCUUUUGACUUUGAUGGAGCUUGGCUAUUUGGCUAUGGAAUUGGAAUUCAUCUAUUGCAAUCAGAAGAUCCAAAGAACAUGCCCAAGAAAAGUAAUAUUAAUCCCAAAGACAAUCAUAUUUCUUUCCAGUGUGAAAGCAUGGGGGCAGUGGAGAAGAAGCUGAAGGACAUGGAAAUCAAGUACGUGCGAGCCAUGGUGGAGGAAGGUGGAGUCCAUGUGGAUCAACUCUUCUUCCAUGACCCAGAUGGAUUCAUGAUUGAAAUAUGCAAUUGUGAUAGUCUGCCUGUGAUUCCUCUAGCUGGAGAGAUGGCACGAACGUGCUCUCUUGUGAAUCUGCCUACAAUACAGCAUAACAAGCAGCAGAUCCAGCAGGUGGUCCAGCAGUAGAGAGUUGUAUAGAGGCCAGCAAUAGAUGUAAUUUGUCAAUAAAAUUGUGGGGCUAAGGGGUGUGGUCUUUAUUAUGUUUUGUGUAUGUGUUGGUUUUAGUUUCCUUUGUUUCUUUUUUACUUGGGUCGGGUCUUUUGGUACCAAUAAGGUAAACGCAAAUGUCUUGCACUUCAACGUAGAUUGUCAUUCCUAGUAAAUUUACUUAAAAAAAAAAUUAGUGAAAUACUAGUAAUAUGCGUGGUGAUAAUAUAUAAUUUUUAUUUUUAA